Messenger RNA from Aspergillus homomorphus CBS 101889, 694 nucleotides. Its product is annotated as DUF3425 domain-containing protein. Bases 211 to 636 code for a protein of 141 amino acids. The transcript has 2 exons. The record is from RefSeq and is a predicted model, not a curated record. NCBI's taxonomy places the organism in Eukaryota, Fungi, Ascomycota, Eurotiomycetes, Eurotiales, Aspergillaceae.
UUUGAACAACACCUCCGUCUCCCACAUAUGCUUCUGGGUCACCCUCCCAGGAGUGAUUGCCACUUGUCCCCCCCAGUUGUCCCCAUUGGUUCUACUCUACGGAACCCGGCUGAACUGGCUGGCAGACGCAAUCCACCAGUCCAUCCGGACCCGUGCCAUCCGUGACGCGGAGUGUCUCGCAGUGGGAUAGCUAGCAUACAACCACAUCAAAUGGCGGGUGUACCCAGGCCCCACCACCUUCGCGUGCGUCACGAGCUUUCUGCAUCCGACUAUGGUCAGAUCCAGCAUGCGCAUCCCUUUGGCAUUGACCUUCUACUGUGGCCGCAGCUGCGUGCGUACCUGGCUGGAAACUGGCACAAGUAUGAUUACGGGGAAUGGACAGGUUAUCUAGGCUGCUGUGUGAAGGCGCGGUGGCCUUGGGGCGAAGGGAUUCUUGGACGUGACCAGCUUGAUGAACUGCAAAUUCGCCCGGAUUUCUUCGAUAUCUUCAAUAACGGAUGCGGGUGGGGUUUGACGUCAGAGUUUAUUGUCAGAUACCCGGAGCUGCUGGAGAUAAUGGUCGUUGAGGAAGUCCGGUUUCCAGAACACGGUAGGACACCUAUGUUCUUUUCAGGCACCAUGGCGUGUCAUAGAUAAGGAACAGGUCAAAAGACAUGGCUAUUGGGAUCUAGUAUAGCUUCUGAGAUGAUAAGUU